GCAACACUAUAAUGUAUUUUGUAAGUGAUUAUCACUAAUAUGUGCAUUCUUAUGCACACUUUACCUUAAUGUGCAUUUUUACAGACAUUACACACAUUUUUACAGACAUUACUUGACUGGAGACGUGCACAGCAAAAUUCAGAGAAGUGUGGAUUUAGUAAGGCGGGAUUUCAAAGGCAAAAUUGAUGUGGUGGUGGUGAAUUUCCUAAAGGUGGCACUUAGUCCUGGAUUUUAGGCAAGUCAAUAGAAAAAUCGCCUUUUUUGGUUUUUGGUCCUGGCUUUUACUUUUUGAAAUAUGGCAACCCUACCCGAUCCCUACUGCAAACCAAUCAGAUAAAGAGGCAAUAGGGACUGGAGAAGAGGGCUGGAAAGACUUGGAGGAGGAGCGCAGAGAAGACUGUGACGCAGCAACGGAUGGCAUUUGCACUCGAUGGCAUCACUGUUCCAGCAGACAUUGGGUAAAUGUGCAACGUGUUAAUUGUACAUAUCAAUGCAUUUUAUCUUUCGUAGCGUUUUCUAUUGUAAAAGAUUGAAAGGAAGUCAACAGGAAAGGCUGCGUUUUCCUUUAUUCUUGAUUAGCAUGAAUACAGAAUCCCAGAGGGGGCAGUACUGCUGUCGCUUCUUAAUUUCCCUGGUCUCCCAGAGCAUCAGUACUACUUGAGAGAGGCAGAACAGGCCAGCUGUUAAGAAUGGGGGCAGUAAAGAUACUCUGUUUGCCCAAGGAUUAAUCUUUUUGAUAAAGAAAUGGAGAGAGGGAAGCUCUAAUGCAGGUGGAAAGCAGAGAGAGCUGUCUUCUCCCUUCCUACGGUGAGUGUCCUACCAGUGCCUACCAGUCAGAUGAAGUGCAGGUGGUAAGUAGAAAAAUCCAUUUACUGCUCAAGCAGUUAUGAACUCCUGCCUAAAUAUUUCUAGGUCUAUUGAGGAAACUGAAGAGACAGUACAGGUUAUGCCUGAAACAGCCGCUUCUGCAUGUUUGAGCAAGGUGUAAAUAGUUUUCUUAAAAACAAGACAUUUUAAUAUUGUGUGGGUUCCUUUUUAAAAAAAGGAAAAGGUUGUGCAAGGUCUAUUUUUACUAGGAAACAAGAACAUUAUCAAUGCAAAAUAAACCCAGUAGGGCCCAGCCUACCUCUGAGUAUUUAUGUGUAGGAUUGUGCUGUUUUGUCUAUUGCAAAAAAGAAACAGGGAAAAAAAUAAUGCAUCUGGUUAAGUAGACUAAUAUCAUAAGCUUGUUCAUCUUUGUAGUGGCACAAGAAUCUUCACAGUGCUGGAUUUGCACACAAGCUAAGUAAGCGAUAGUUUAAGGUCUCAGUUUAAGAGGGGCCUUUAAAUAGAAAAAAAAUAUUACAAGAAAAAUAUUGAAAGAGUUUUAAAUUCAAUGUCAUGUGCAGAACACACCCGGUGCAUGGUGUAUUGCUUCUCCAAUUUGCUAAGUUACGUGUGUAAUUGCUCGUUUCUUCCAGUAACCUUAAAAGUUUUCAUGUAUGCCAAGUAAGAAGUCAUAUUAUAUUUUUCAUUUAAAGGUAUUUUGUAUGCAAAUGGACAUGUUUUAGUUAGGUUUUUAAUUGUCAGUUGCAUCUUUGCCCAGGUACCGGUAUACAUGCAAAUAUAAAAGUUUAUUAUUUCUAUUUACAUUGUCCUAUAACUGCGGGAGGCAGUGCAAGACAGGAGUGCCUGGCGUGCUAUGGUCCAUGGGGUCACGAAGAGUCGGACACGACUAAACGACUAAACAACAACAAUCUAUUAGAAUACGCCUCCCUCCACGCCAGGGAAUAAGGAGUGUGUGAAGCUCUACAUCAUGAACAAGAGGGCGAUGAAGGUUUACAUUGGGAUCUGCUGCCCCUGUGGAUCCUGCUGCCUGAGGUACCGUAGUCGCCUCGCCUUGCCUAAUGGGUGAGCCGGCCCUGAUUGUGAAAUAUGCAUGGUUUUGGCAGUGUCUUCUUUUCUGACAUAGGAUCAAUAACAUAAAACCCACCUAAAUUCACAGGUAGGGAAAGACCAUGAGCCAAUGGUGGGAAAUAUGUAGAAAAUCAUGGGUUCAGUCUCCAGCAACUCGAGGGAGGGCUGGGAAAGAUCCCUCACAGGAACCCUGGGGAGAUACUGUGCACCAGCAGCUGGAAAAAUCAGUGGCCUGGCUCAGUAUAAGGCAGUCUCUUGUGUCCACAUAGCUCAGAAUCUAAAGUAAUUCUCGUGUUUUAUUUUAUGAACACAUCAUCAACUUGCAUUCAAUUAAUAUUCCAUGAACUUUGUGCAUUUUGGGGUUGAGGUAGACGAUGUAGGCAUUUAUCCAGGCAAUAAAUAGAUAUUUAGAGACUGGUCUUGCUAAGAAAAUGCAAAAUAGCUGGUGGAAGAUGUGAGAAAGUUUUCUUUGGGGUUUUUUGUUUUAUUUCCUCCCUCUAGUUUCACAAUUAAUAAUCUAAGAGUUAGUUUUCCUUCUUCUUUUCAUUUCAGUAAGAUGCAGUGGAACAAAAAGAAGCAGUGUGAGCUAGCUCUAAAUUUUCAGUGCAUUUCCAGAUCAGUGUAAACUAUUGAAAUUGGCGUUCUGUUAAAAGCACCGUUUUAAAGAUCGGCUAAACAUCUAAACUAGGAUUAAACAUCAAGGGCCAUGAAGAGUCUGCGUUUUGAAGACAUCAUCAUGCUUAGAUGAAUGUGGUACUGUAGCUUGAGAAGUCAUAAUCUUCAAAUUUAGAAUCUACUCAUGGGAGAGGGAGAACAUGAAAAGGGCAAGAACUACACUUGGCUAUUAUGAAUGUGUCCACAACUGAAACUCAAGCAAACAAAUCAGAUUUAAUACAAACGCUAGUGGUUGUAAAAGGAGGCCUUUAUUUGGCUAACUUCAUAUUCAUAACUGCAUUGACUAUAUUAAUAAUCAAGACUGUGAGACAGAACUCUAAAAUGGUGAAGGAAGUGAGAUACUUCCUCCUGUGCCAUCAUCUUCUCUGUUGCUCUUUAUUCUGUUGUUCUGGCAUGGUGUCCAACGCGAUACAAAAAUUUAAAGUGCAACAAUUCUGGAUCUGGAUCACCUUUGGAGUACAAACAGCAAUUACAGAAACAGUGCUGGUAACGCUGGCUUUGAUGGCAAUUAACACUUGCUUAGCAGUUUGCUGGCCUUUGAGAUACCUGGCCUUUGUACACUUGGUGAAACGCAAAGCUAUAGCUUGUGUUUGGAUUGGAACAAUCCUCAAAUCUGCAUGCUUGAUCAUCGUGGAACGUUCAGCAGGAGAUCCGAGGGACAUAUAUGAAGCAGAGCUCUCUUGCCCAACUAUCCUGGGUGGUGAUUUUGCCAAAAUUACCGGAAUUCUUCUCAUUUUGCUUCUUGCAGCCGUCAUGGUAGCUGCUUAUUUUCUCCUAUGGAGAGAAGGAAAGCUCAGCGGUCAUUUUAACUGUUCAAAUAAGGCGGCCAGAAAAACAGUCAUUAUUCACGGUGUACAAAUGAGCUUACAUAUUCUUCCACCCUUAAUCUUCACAGCCAUUGGAAAAGGAUCGGAACACGUUCAGAUAAAAUUUGGAGCUUUUGUUGUUUUCUUAUUUGCACAAAGCUUCAGCCCUGUGGUUUAUGGGCUGCGGAACAAAGAACUUCUGGACAAGAUAUGUAUGAGACGAGAAAGAAAUCAAUACAGUAACUUCUUAGUAAAGUACAAUAACUACCCACCGCAACUUCAGGUGGUAGAAGGUUCAGCAAAUGGAUGGGCCACUUCUCAGUGUAGUGCAGAAGCACUUUCAAGUCAGCAUUAAAAGAUAGAGAGGUAAAGAGACCCCUGACCAUUAGGUCCAGUCGCGGACAACUCUGGGGUUGCGGUGUUCAUCUCGCUUUACUGGCCGAGGGAGCCGGCGUACAGCUUCCGGGUUAUGUGGCCAGCAUGACUAAGCUGCUUCUGGCGAACCGGAGCAGCACACGGAAACACCGUUUACCUUCCCGCCGGAGCUGUACCUAUUUAUUUACUUGCACUUCGUGGUUUCAAACUGUUAGCCUUCAUUAAACCAUAUCACACAUCAAGGAAUAAUUCAACUCACAUAACUGAAUAUACCAACCUAUUAUUUUUAAAACCAGAUUUUCAGCCGCAAAGUUGGAAGCCUUGGGUGCUAUAUCUUUGCUUUAAAGUUUAAAGGGUAACUAGUGGAAAAGACACAGCACAAGCAAAGGAAACCAUGGAAAAGGGAGAGGGUAAGGCACUGCCAGACAGGCUACUAGAAAUGGUACACUCUAGAAUCUCUAGUACAGUCAUACCUGGGAAGUCAAACGGAAUAUGUUCCGGAAGUCCGUUUGACUUCCAAAACAUUCAGAAACCAAAGUGUGGCUUCUUGAUUGGCUGCAGGAAGCUCCUGCAGCCAAUUGGAAGCAGCAGAAGCCCUGUCGGAUGCUUGGCUUCCAAAAGAACGUUUGAAAACCGGAACACACUCUCUGAGGUUUGUGGAAGGAGGAGAGGAUGCACUAGGAGACACUUCCCCAUCAUCCAUGUUCAUGAAAAUUUCAGCAGUUCAGCAUAGGAACAAAUUUCAGAAACAUCAAGCCAGGUUUCUUGCAGCUAGGGAGCUUUCAAAGGAUGCAACUAGCACAGCGUUUUUCAACCGCUGUUCCGCGGCACACUAGUGUGCUGCGAGACGCUGGCUGGUGUGCCGCGACGAGAAGGGCGAUUUGUUGCCUGGUCACGUGCCGCGACGAGAAGGCGGCCGCCAUUAGGGGGCGCUGACCCGCCGGAAAGGAAGCCGGCCGGCUCACGACACGGGGCGAGGGGCGGCUGCACCGGGCGCAAAAUCUGGGAGGGCGCGCUCCGACGUUCGCACUCGCUUCCAGUCUAGUCCCGCGAGUGGCGAGCGCAGCACAGCGCUCCUUGGCCGGCCAGGC
Zootoca vivipara (common lizard) is the source of this 4843-nucleotide messenger RNA. The record is from RefSeq and is a predicted model, not a curated record. NCBI's taxonomy places the organism in Eukaryota, Metazoa, Chordata, Lepidosauria, Squamata, Lacertidae.